AUGAGCCUCAGCUCGGCCACACCGCCCACGCCAACAGCCCUUGCACCGCCCGGUGAACGGCUCUCCAUCGUUCAAAUCGAGCACUAUGCCCACGACUGGGACACGUCGGCCGAGACGGACAAGCUGUUCCAGGAUGAUGCCGUCUGGAUCAUCACCUCAUCCUUCAUCAUCUUCACCAUGCACUCUGGCUUCGGCCUGCUCGAGUCUGGCAGUGUCUCGGCCAAGGACGAGGUCAACAUCAUGGUCAAGAACGUUGUUGACGUGGUGUUCGGCGGUGUCUCGUACUGGGCCAUCGGCUUUGGCUUGUCUUUUGGCGACUACGAGCCGUUCCGGAACUCGAUUGUUGGAUUUGGGAAAUUUUUUUACGAUCCCUCGAGGACUGAAACGUCGGUAAAUGUGGAGGGCUGGGCGUAUGCGUCGUUUCUUUUUCAACUUUCAUUAGCAACGACGGCUUCUACGAUAGUAUCAGGCGCCGUCGCAGAACGAGCAAAAUUGAAGUCCUACAUCUUGUUAGGGUGUCUCGUAAUUAUAAUUCAGGCCCUACCCGCCCACUGGAUCUGGGACUCAAAAGGGAUAUUCUUCAAGCUCGGCGUCAUCGAUUUUGCCGGGUGCUCAGCGGUCCACAUGGUCGGUGGUGUAAUCGGGUUGAUGGCCACCCUCUACCUGAAGCCGCGCCGAAAUCGAUUCUCAGAAGAUGCCGUCUCGCAGAUGAGCAGCCCGACCAACGCUUUAUUAGGUACUUUUUUACUUUGGUGGGGCUGGUUCGGGAUCAACGCCGGAUCGGUUUGGGGCAUCACAAAUGGGAGAUGGCGAUUAGGGGCCAGAUCGGCCGUGGCAACGAUCAUGGCCUCAAUCGGCGGCGGUUCCACCUCGAUCAUGAUCAGUUUUGCAAAAACGAAAAAGUUGCAAGUAAACUUUCUGAUCAACGGCAUCCUGUCGAGCAUCGUGUCAAUUACGGCGAUGUGUGCCGUGGCGAGGCCAUGGCAUGCCCUUUUCAUUGGCUCCAUUUCGUCGGCAUUUUCCAUUCUCAUCCUGCCGGUGCUUGAUAGGCUUCACAUCGACGAUCCGGUUGGGAUUGUUCCAAUUCAUCUUACAUCGUCGAUAUGGGGAAUGUUGGCUGUCGGGAUUUUUGCCGAGCAAGAUCGAUUUUUGCAAUCCACCUCCAACCAAGCCGGACUCCUCUACGGCGGUGGUUUCCAUCUACUGGGCAUCCAGCUGCUCUGCACCGUUGUAGUGGUCGUCUACAGCGCAACCACCGGGCUCCUCGCGCUAUGGCUAAUCGACAAAUCCCCGCUUGGGCUUCGGGUCACUGAUUACGAGGAGCAGAUCGGCGCUGACGUGAUCGAGCACGGGCUCGCUGGCACGAAUAUCGCCCGUUAUGUCGUCGAGAAGCCGCUCAGCACAAAAACAUUCCUUUCCGUGACGAAAGCCGUCGCAAAGUGGAAGAUGCUGACCAAGCAAAAGAAUAAGGAAAAACGAAAAGCCGCCUUUCUACAGAAGAAAGAAGACGGAUUGCGGCAACGGAUUGUUAAUGGCCAUGGUCCACGGGUGGCUCCGCUUCAACGGGGCAGCAGUUUGCAGCUGAACAAUUUGCCGAAACCGGCGAAGAUAAUUCACAACGGAAAACCGCGACAAAGCCGCUCUCAAAACAACUCACCACGCGAUGCGACGACCCCAAUGCCGACACCGCGCGGGACGCCUGGGCAACCGACGAUCGAGGAGGAAGAGCCGCAACAAGGAACAUCAUUCGAUAACGCGCAGCCACCAAUGCAUAAGAACUCGCAUAUCUCGAUCCCGAUGGAGCCACAGGUGGACUCGGGCCUCGGGACGGAAGGCGCCGAAUCACCCACCCAUCCCAACGAUGAAGAUGGUGUCCAGACCGGUGAUGAGCCGCUGUCAGAUGAUGCUGGCCCGCCAACCCCUUCACCCAGGAAUCGGCCACCACCAGCUGGCCCACCCCGAAACCGCCCAGCCACCGUCACGUCGGUUCGACCCCGGUUUUCCGCUUCUCUCUUCAGAAGGGCCCCGCUACCGCGUCCGAUCUCACCGCCAGAUGAGGUCAUCAUCGAGACGUCCGGCCGUUCCAGCACCCAUUCGACGGCCCGCUACGUUCGCAACAAUAAAGUCGUCCUUCCGCUUUUUCCGGCCGGGAGCUGGAGAGUUCUGGAAAUCAUCGAACUCACAUUUUCUACGACAAAACUCCCAGUCUCGGCUUUUUCCUUCUGCCCCAUUCCGUUACGGGAGGCUUGCCUCGAUCGAAUCCACACGUGUCUUUUAGCAUUUCGCUCCGCGCUCGAUGUGUAUCACGUCCUUUUUGUCUAUUUUUAUAUU
Molecule: messenger RNA, 2331 nt
Organism: Mesorhabditis spiculigera
Lineage: Eukaryota; Metazoa; Nematoda; Chromadorea; Rhabditida; Rhabditidae
Source: the annotation of a GenBank genome assembly